Messenger RNA from Neolamprologus brichardi, 4642 nucleotides. It is a transcript of the gene lrriq1, whose product is annotated as leucine-rich repeats and IQ motif containing 1. Gene Ontology annotation, molecular function: protein binding. NCBI's taxonomy places the organism in Eukaryota, Metazoa, Chordata, Actinopteri, Cichliformes, Cichlidae. The record is from RefSeq and is a predicted model, not a curated record.
CAGAAAUUCGUCUAGACGCAAGAGGAUCUUUCAGCCAAGUUCUUCUAAGCUUGCGAGUAUAGCACUAGUGCUGUAUCCAGAUAAGUAAAUCGUCAUGCUGGAGCUGGAUGAGCCAUUUAACCCUGACGAAACUGAAGAAGAACAGGAAAAUGUUUCAUGUCAUGAGGAAGAGGCUUCAGAUAAUUUCCCACCAGCCCUUCUAAGCUACUUUGAAACAUCAAAAACUAGAGCGGCAGUUUGUGAGAAACUUAUCCUUGAGGAACUUGAAGACUUCACACCAUCAGAUUCCACUGAUAAUAUGAUGAGGCUGUCAAAUGAAGUCAGCAAAGAUAUGGUGAAAGUGAAUGAACAGGUGGGUGGUGAAACAGAAAAUGAGGAAAAAAAGGCUGAUGGGUCCCUUCUUCAAACACGAAUAGUGACACAAAAUCCUUUGACUCACAAUAUGUCCAUGUGGCCUAAUAAUGAAGAUGGAGCUGGAACAGAUCGAUGUUGGGAGACUGAGAAAUAUUUGGCCCGGGACUUUAGCAAACAUGACAUAGCACAAGAGAAACACUGUGAUGAGGAGAUUCAUAAAAACAAGGAAAGGCAAAAAAGAGAAAUUAACUUCCAGGAGGAGCUGAGGAAGAUAAUGGAGGCAGAGAAACUGCAUGAAAAGGAACUGAAAUUGAUGGCGAAAAGAGCCCAGGAAAAACUUGAGCAGGAGAUGCUGCUUCAGCAGGAACUGAUUGGUAACUUACAAAAACAAGUGGAGCAAGAGAGGAGGAUGAUUGAGGAAGAGCAGAGAAGGAAAAACGAAGAGAAGAAAAGGAAAAAUGAAGAAGAGAAAAGGAAAAAUGAAGACAUGCAAGCGAAAAAGAAGCAGGAAGAGGAAGACAGAAGGAAAAUGAAGGAGGAAGAAGAGAAAAUUAAGAGUGAAGAAGAACAGGAAAGGAAAAAACUGGAAGAGAGGAAAAGAUUGGAUGAAGAGGAAAAGAAAAACAUGAUAAAAUUAAGACAUAAAGAAGAAAAGAAGCAAACGGAGCUAUGGGAAAGGGAGGAGGUAAAGAAGAAAAGGGAAGAAGAGAUUAGAAAGAAAGAGGAAGAGAGAAAAACUGAAGAAAUCAAGGAUGAGGAGAGGAGAAGAGAGAUACAAGAGGUGGAGGAGAUAAAGCAAAAGCAGAAGGAGAGAAAGAAAAACAGGAAAAGUGAGGACGAGGAAACAAGAAUAAUGGAUGUCAAAAACAAUGUGACAGAGGUUUCUGGAAGGAAGAUGACUGAAUAUCAAAAGACAAAAAAUAAAGAAAUAAGAAGUAUUAAGGAAGAAAAGAGAAAAGAUAACGGAGGUGAGGAAGAGAAGACAAGAAAGGAAGUUGUGAGAAAGACUACAGAGCAUAAGAUGGAAAGAAAUGAGGUAGAGCAAAGAGAAAAGCCUGAGAUGAAGAAAAAGAUGUUGAAUGAAGACAUCAGGGGAAAAGAUGAGAAUAAAAGAAUAGAUGACAAAAUGCAACUCAUGGAAAGUGAAGAAAAGAAAAAGAACGAUGAGGAGAGUUUGGAAAAUCAAGAUAUGAUGAGGAAGGAGGAAAAGACUAAAACAAACGAAGAAGAGCUGAUUACAAUGAGAAUGGAAGAAAUGAAACAGAAUGAAGAACAGGAACACAGAAACAUAGAUGAAGUAAUAAAACUCAAGCCAGAGAUUUGUGAGAAUAAAGACCAGAACACAAAAAUGGAACAUGAGAGGAAAAAAGAUAAAGAAAAGAAGCAAGAAGAGUUGCAGAAACACCAAGAGGGGCUUAGUAUAGGAAAAAAGAAGGAUGGGACGGGAAACAAGGAAGAUGCAAAGGAUUAUGGAAAUGAGGUGAAGGAAAACAUACAAACAGAAGAAAGGAAAGUAGAAGAAGAGGUGAAAGAACGGGUCAUAAGUAAGAAUGAGCUGCGAGACAAGGAAAGAGAAAAUAGCAGCAUGCAAUCUCAGAAUCAGAAUACUGGCAGGAUUUCACACCCAGGAGGCAACACCACACGGACCUCAAGUGCUGACCCACUGCAGAGUGAAUCUACAGCUGACCCCGUCAGCUCUGAAACUGCAAAACAACAGAACCUAAACAAGAACAUCAGUCUGAUCCCUGUGUAUAAAACCAGUAACCGGCAAGAUCUUGCAAAGCCUGGCACUUCUUCUUGCUUUUUGCCUGCAGGCCUUCCAGAGCACACAGAGCAGAAGAGGCUGUUGUGGAUGAAGGAAUGCAUCCCUUGGUCUAAAUUGUCCUGCCAGAACAGGAGGAAGCAGAAAGGAUCAGUCCGGAGUAGGACAGGGCCAAGGAGGGUGGCAGAGGGUAGCAGUCUGCCUCCUCUGUGCCCACACACUCUGCUUCAGUCCACAGGCUGGAGAUCCCUGCAGGAGGUUACCAGCGUGACCUUGGAGGACUUACCUGGCUGCAGCCUUUUUACCCUUGCCCAGUGUACUCAACUUCAGUCGCUCACCCUCAGACGCUGUGGACUGAAAUCAUUGGAAGGUAUCAACCACUUACAAGAGCUCUGGUACAUUGACCUACAGGAAAAUGACAUUUCAUUUGUGGAUUGUGAAAACAUGAGCAGCUUACGAGUUCUUCAACUUGCCCACAAUAAGCUGACUUCCAUCCAUGGUUUAAAUGGUGCUGAGAAUUUGGAUAUUCUUGAUCUCUCGCAUAACUCCAUCACCCGUAUUGCUGGUCUGGAGUCUGUAAGGAGGCUACAGAGGUUGUCAGUGAACCACAACCAGCUGAUCAACACCAAAGGGCUGAGAGAUGUAUAUACACUGCUUCACCUGGAUUGCUCUCACAACCACCUGGCCAACGUGGAGGGUCUGGAGAACAGUGCUCUGCUUCACACACUGGAUCUAAGAGGAAACGGCCUUACUGAGCCCCUGAGUCUGAACAACCAGGUCCUCCUCAGAGAGCUGUAUCUGGAUGACAACAGCAUCUUCUCCCUUCACGGCCUCGCUGCCUGCUGGCUUCCUCUAAUGCAGCACCUCUCUGCAGCUCAAAACGGAAUUACUCAGCUGCCCUCCAUGUCUAAUUUUGUGUCCCUUGAAAAUCUGGAUCUUAGAUACAACUGCCUGUCAGACCUGCAGAAUGUGUGUGAAAAUCUUGAGGGAUGUCAGUUCCUGUGUGAAAUCCACCUCACAGGGAAUCCUCUUCAGCAGGAGAGUGGCUGGAGAUCCACACUACAGAAAUCAGUGCCUGGCCUUAGAGCCAUUGAUAGCCAGGAAACAUAUUCCUUUUUCUUGCCUCCAGCUGUUCAGCAGGUCAGCUCGGCCUCAGACUGCUUCCUAACUUUCUGCCAGGCUCAGCUUCAGCAGACUCAGAAUUUACAGCAGCAUCACAGCAGGGAGCACAGCAGACUUGCAUUUCCUUUUAAUGAUGUGCAAAGCUUCUGCCGGCACUUCAGUAUGACUCUGAAGCUGGCUGAGGACCAGAGAUUUGCCCAUGAAUAUGGUGAGACCACUGUGUCUGAUGAACACUGGGCUGCAAGUCAAACAGCGCCUGAGAAAACACUGGAUAGUGUCAUUGGUGAAGAGCUUAUGGAUUGCCGAGAUAUAGAGUCCACUAACAAAUUACCACCAGUCUUUCCAAAUAGAGACAUCAUGAGAUGCAGCUAUUGGAAUUUUGAUGAGACUCCAGCUACAGAGAGUCACUAUGACACAUUUGGCCCAAAACAGGGUCCAGCGACCUUCUUCAGUGAUGAAAAAGCAUCUGUCUCCAGCCAUCAAGACUUAAACCUCAAAAACACAGCAGCAGUUGUGAUUCAGCAAUGUUGGAGGAAAUACAAGCAGAUAUGUGGGAACAUUAAUGCUCCCCCCAUCACAGAGAAAAGAGGAGAAAGAGGAGGAGAUGGAGGAAAGCCAGAGUCAAGACUUUGCUAUAUUAAUAGGAGCACUGCUGGCAAACACUAUGCGGCAACUGUCAUCCAGGCAUUCUGGAGGGGCUACACUCUGAGGAGGAGGCUCACAUCUGCUCUUGCUGCUGUGACAUGCCCCAGUGUUGGAGAGGAUGACACCUUUGAGGAGGUGGACAUAGAUGAAUUUGUCUUUGAUGAGGCAGCUUUGGAGGAACACUGCACAUUGAUGCUUUCUCAGGACUCGUCUCCCAGACAUCAACUUGUGUCAGAGCAGCAAUUAUCUAUGAAGCCUCCUGGGCCCUGUCUUGAUCCCUCCCAGGACAUACUCCCCCUACCAAAGCACGCCUGGAUGGCUGGGGAACAUGUGGACGGUUCUAACAGAAACACAUCUCCUACUUCCACUUCAGCGCUUAGUGGUCUCUCUGAAAGAUCAGAAAAGAUUCUAGAAGAAUGGGGCUUUACUGACAGCCACACAGCACUUCUGCUGCUGAGGAGAGCUCGGAAGAUGAAGUCAAAGAGACAACUGCAAAAGAAGCAAAGGGAUCCCUCCGUCCGACUUGCCUUGUUCAGAAAUUGUAAUUACCAGCUUGGUCCAGCGGAGGCACAAAACACAACAGCACGAUACAACAGAAAUUAUGCAAAAGCUGGUGGGGCUGAGACGGGCCAUCAGCAGGCAGAGAGGACAGAGCAAGUUAAGCAAGAUCAAACUCAGCAGUGGCUCCAUACCCAGGCCACUCAUGGGCAUUCAGACAGUGAUCAUUUCUUACCGGACAUAAACUCAUCCAUUCUGAAC